Soboliphyme baturini is the source of this 1398-nucleotide messenger RNA. NCBI's taxonomy places the organism in Eukaryota, Metazoa, Nematoda, Enoplea, Dioctophymatida, Soboliphymatidae. The record is from the annotation of a GenBank genome assembly.
AUGGCUACUUUUACGCCGCAGAUACCGCCGUCAGUGAUUCUGAAGUCGAAAGACAAACUGCAGGAUGAAGGUCCUCGCCGACAAACCAAGGAGGAGUACAGGCGAAUGAAAGAGUUGGAAGAAGCACGUAAAGCUGGCACGGUUCCCGCGAUGACCGAUGUAGAGACAGGCAGCGACAUCAAUCCACAUAUCCCUCACUACAUCGCCCAAGCCCCGUGGUACAUAAGUGCCAGCGGUCCAACUCUAAAGCAUCAACGGCCUCACGAAGAACGGAAAAGAGGUUUGGCGGACAUCAACGAGUGGUACAAACGGGGGGUCACCAACAGGGUCGUUACAAAAUACCGAAAGGGUGCUUGUGAGAAUUGCGGAGCUAUGACACACACGAAGAAGGAUUGCUUCGAAAGGCCACGGAAAAUUCUGGCUAAGUUUUCAGGCGAAGAUAUAGCGCCAGAUGACGUGUCGCAGGCGGAUAUAGAGUUGUCGUAUGAUGCUAAACGAGACCGAUGGAAUGGUUUUGAUCCGGUUGAAUACAACUUGAAAGCAGUGGAAGAGUUCAAGCGGUUCGAAGAAGCGAGGAAAACAAUCAAAGCUGAAAGUCUAGAGGAGGAAUACCUGAUUGCGAAGUCGAGUGAAAACGGCGAAGAGAGAGAAGUAAAGGAGGAAGAAAAGGAAGUGAAAACGGAAAAAGAAAAAGAGGAUUUCGACGAGGACAAAUACGCUGAAAACGCUGCCAUGCCUGGUGUAAAAUUGGACACGGACAGUCGAACAAGGAUUACUGUACGAAACCUGCGUAUCCGAGAAGAUACGGCAAAAUACCUAUACAAUUUGGACCUAAACUCGGCUUAUUACGACCCAAAAAGUCGAGCGAUGCGCGAAAACCCGUUUAAGGAGUCAAACAAAGCGCCUGAGGAAGUGCCUUUCGCCGGCGACAAUUUCACACGUUACACCGGCGAGGUCGUUACUGUAAAUAAAACGCAGCUUUUCGCGUGGGAGGCGCACAAACGGGGAGCUGAGGUGCACGCUUUGGCUGAACCUACGAAACUUGAACUGCUAAAAAAGGAGUACACCGUCCGGAAGGAAAAUUACAAACACGUCCAAGAGAAGAACAUUUUGGAAAAGUAUGGUGGCGAAGAGUACCUAAGAGUACCACCCAAAGACCUGUUGCUUGCUCAGACCGAAGCCUACGUCGAGUACAGCCGUACGGGAAAAGUUGUGAAAGGCAUGGAAAAGCCGGCCAUCAAAUCCCGUUAUGACGAAGAUGUAUUUGUUAACAAUCACAAGAGUGUAUGGGGAUCCUAUUGGACUAAUGGCCAAUGGGGUUAUGCCUGUUGCCACAAUACGGUGAAGAACAGUUACUGCAUCGGUGAAGCUGGCAAAACACUUUUGUCUGUGACAUGA